GUGGUUCUCCACCGAAAGGCGUUUUCCCGCAACUUAGAAGUGCGGUACCAUAAGAGGCUCAUUUGGCUUUUUCUCUUUCCCAAAAUGCCGAAGCGGUCGUGUCCUUUCACGGAGACCUUCUCGUCUCAGUAUAAAAUACACGUCGGGCAACGUGAGCUUAAUAACUCUAGCGUUUUGGGGAAUAAAUACAGGAAAGAAAUCUAUGAAAAGACGAAAAAUAUACUUUUUAAUGGUGCCAAAGCUGUGGUGGACAAAAUAUGGACUGGUGAGGAUAAGGUGACCGACCCUCGGCCAACAGGACAAGAGUUAACAGUUAAAAGCAGCCAGACUCUGUUAAGAGGGCAGACAUUGAUUGGAAGUGAUGGGAGGUUGACCAAAGCAACCAAACGAGAAGGAUCAUCGGCUGGUAUUGGCUGCUGCGUGUGUCAGAAGAGUGGAUCACGGCAGACAUCUUGUUUCCAGUGUGAGCGACUUGCCUGCUCGUCUUGCAGCCGGCAGUGCUCCAGCUGCUUCAACCAGUGCUGUUCUGUCUGCACCAUCAUUGAUUACAGCGGACGUUAUGAUGAAGUUCUCUGCUGCAGUUGCUCGACGUAAUAAAAAUUUGGCACACGGAUCCGAUGAGUUUAUGCUUGAAUAUGUACCUAGUAUCCAUGUUAUGAAUUACUCUUGACUGCCUUUUAUAAAUAUCAUGAUCGUCUUAUGUUUCUCCUGAUGACCCCAAUGUUUGCAUGUAUAGCUAUAGAAUGAAAUAAACUUGAACAUUUUUAUACAAUUUGA
Molecule: messenger RNA, 777 nt
Organism: Nerophis lumbriciformis (worm pipefish)
Lineage: Eukaryota; Metazoa; Chordata; Actinopteri; Syngnathiformes; Syngnathidae
Gene: siva1
Product: SIVA1, apoptosis-inducing factor
Biological process (GO): extrinsic apoptotic signaling pathway
Molecular function (GO): CD27 receptor binding
Source: RefSeq, a predicted model, not a curated record